AUGGCUUUCGAGGCGCCCGGCACGGUGCCGGGCUAUGCGGACAAGGUCAGCGCGCGACUCUUGGCCAAUGACAUGGCGUCACUGAUGGAGUGGACUCAUCUGCGCGAGAGCUCGGUCACAGAGCACAUUGAUCAGAUCUUUGCCAUGGCGGCAAUGGAAGACACUGCAGGGAGGGCAUCGAUGGUGCAGAAUGCCAUAGAGGAGCAAGAGAAGUUCCUGAAAGAGAAACGGGCGCGAAAGAGUGUGAAGCUGGUCCGUGCGGCCCAGAAGGCCUUGGAGGUGGCGCGCAAGAACAAUGGCGGCUACAACAAGGCGAAGGCCUUAGCCGCUGCUGCCUUCGUGGAAGUCUCGGAACUGAAGACCAAGUGGAGCUUAGUGCAGACCUUUCAGCAGAAACAGGAUGCCUUGAGGUUUAUUUUCCAAUGUCAAGCUUUCGAGUACCGGCCGAGUGGCCAUGACGAUUUCCCGCGCUUUCAAAACAGCAAGGACGCCAUCGCCUACGUUCUGGCGCUGGACCCUGCGCCCGAGGAGUUCGUCUGCGUCGAGCCGCUGAUGAAGCGACGGCUACGGCUGCGCCAGGCCGCGCCGAAGGAAACCAAGGAGACGGUGGCGCAGCAACGUGCCAAGGCCACCCAACGCAUCCUCAUCGGCCACGCCCGGCGCCCAGCGGGUGAGGAGGACCGUCCGUGGCUCGUGGAGGCGGCCGGCGACAUCUUCGCCACGCCGCCGCUGCGGAGCUUGUCGGAGAAGACGGCGCAAAGGUACUACAUCGCCAUCCCUCCGGAAGUGGAAAAAAAGGUGCUCACCGAAGGCUACCACCCCACGAAGCGCAGCUCGGUGCCCGUCUCGGCGUCGCCCGCGCAGGCGCUGGCGGCGUAUCUGAAGGUUUUGCGCCGCAGCAAGGAGGAGCGGGCUGAGGUGGACAAGAAGAGAAAAGAGAAUCAAAGCCAGAGCGAAGACAGCUUGGACGAUCGCCUGUGGGACCUCUGGGAAUGGACCUCGGCGCACGAGCUCUUCCCCGUCCUCAGCGAGGACCAGCGCGGCGUGCGCGCGGCGGUGCUCGGCGUUCAGGUGCCUCCAGAGAUGAUGAUGGAUGUGGUGACGCACCCGCAGGGGGGAUUUCUGAUCCGCACCAAGGGUCAAGCGCUCCCCGGCAGCUGCUUCUCGCGGGUGAAACGCAGCGACGUGGAAGAUGCAUCCUGUGCCUACCAAUGGCUGGUCAACUAUGCUGUUGUGGACCGGGACUCCUCUCAAGUGGAUCCGGAGCAGAUCUACGUCUUCGGGCGCUCCUUGGGGGGCUGCGUCACAGUGCGCCUUGUGUCAUGGCUGCUGGGCGUGGACGGCUCCGCCAGGUCUCCGCCGACGGAGACGGAGACGUCGUCGACAUCGUCGACGUCGUCGAAGCUGCCGCUGCCUGCAGGCAUUGUACUGGAGAACUCCCCCAACUGCAUCGCAGAUGUGGCCACACACAUGCUGCCCUUCCUGAGGUUGGUUCCCCGCAGUCUCCUCACCUGGCCCCUGCUCUUGGACGAGUGGCGCAGCAGCGAUUGGCUGGACUGGAUUGGCCAAGUGCUGUCGAAGGACGCAAAGAGCUUGCAGGUUUGCUUGCUAUCAGCCGCUCAGGACAAGGUGGUGCCUCCUUCGUGUAUGGAGGACUUGCGAAGAGUUGGGCAAAAACAUCGCAGUUUGGAGGUCUCUUUCCACAGUUUCCAAAGGGGCGAUCACAUGGGCACCUACCUUUUGGCGGGUGAGCACUACUGGCUGCACAUCAGUACCAUAGCAGAGAAUGAUGGCGGCCUACCUCGAAAUCCGGAGAAUGAGGAUGGGAACGGCCUUGCCUUUCACCGACAUGAACGAAAUUGGCUGCUGCUUCUAACUGGCACCAAGAGAUGGUACUUCCACGGCGGUACCCCCGUCACUGCCCUGCAGCGCGUGUCCGAAGAAAGCCUGAUCAAGGCGGAGGUUGAGGCCGCUACCGCAGGUGAGCUCCAAAGUCACGAGCAAAAACCUGGCGAAUGCAUGCUGAUUCCGGAUGGAUACUGGCAUUGCACCUACAAUGACCCUGCCGAACAAGACAUGACCUUUGGUGUGGGUGGUAUGGGCAGGACCGCUGGGGAUGUUGGCUUGGGAGAGGCGAGGAGAAUCUCCCCC
This is a messenger RNA of Cladocopium goreaui, 2151 nucleotides long. The record is from the annotation of a GenBank genome assembly. NCBI's taxonomy places the organism in Eukaryota, Dinophyceae, Suessiales, Symbiodiniaceae.